AUGGACCUGCCGCAAGUCAAAGCAGCGGUCAAAGCGUGGGAAAAGGCCUUCAAGCUCAAGAAUAAACGGGAACCAACCAAGGAGGACAUCAAGAAGGAUUCCGGAGGUAUCGCUGAGCAGUAUGCUCUGUAUCGGAAGCUCACAAAGCUCGGUGCGAGCUCCCAACCCCCCUCGUCGUCGGCCUCGACGUCCACCUCCACCGCCGGUCCGGGUGCAAGCGGCGUAACUCAGCGCACACCCCGCAUCAUCCCCAACUCCGAGUAUCCCACCACGCCCACUCCUCCCGCUCGGCGCUCUUAUACUCAGCCUGGACGCGCCAGUCGGACCCCGCUGAGCCUGGGCGAAACGCUCGAGCCUGAGGCUGGACCUUCCAGGCCGGCCCCGGCUCCGGGGGACCGGAAGCUCAAGCGCACAGCGAGCAAGGCGGAACUACCUUCGUCGCCUCAGGCAUCUACCUCGCUGGGCACCUUCCAUACUCCGCGCAAGAGCCGUCCACAAGCGGAAACGGCACCGGCUUACUCUGGACCCAUACUCGACCCGAACCCCCUCAACCCGUUCCUCGCUUCUCCGUCCAAGAACCGGAUCUCGCCCUUCCAGCCAUCCUACUCUUCUGCUCCAACCGGGAAUGGGGCAUCUCCCUUCAUCCACGCCUCGUCCCCGCGCAAGCUGAAAGAGGUGCUCGAGGCGAAUUCGCUCCGGAAUGUCAGGGCAAGGAUGGAGGGGACAGGCGCGUCUCCUUCCAAGGUGGAUAUUACGCCUCGGACACGGGCGCGGAAGAGAUUGAGGGGUGAGGCGGUGGAGGACACGCCUGGGAAGCCGACACAAGGUUUACGGAGGAAAAGGGGCCAGCGGGAUGUGGAGCCGUUGGAGGUAGUCGAAGAGAGAGGGAAGAGGGAGAUGAUGUUUGAUCUGGAGGUGGACAUGGGAGAAGAAGAUGACGAAGAAGAGGCGGACGAUGAGGAGCUGGGAGAGACACCGAUCAAGCCUGGUCAAUGGGGCUUUACGGAGCUGAUACCGGAGACAAGAGGCGUAGCGGAGAGUUCGGCCGCGGCGGGAAAGAAGGCGCCAAAGGCGAUGCUGAACGCCGCUCUCAGCGCGGCGGCAGGAGCAAAUGGGAAGGGCGCAGCGAAGUCCAAGGUUCCGGCGAAGGGAGCCAAGGGGAAGGGGAAGGAAGAUGCCCGGCAAAUGAAGAUGAACACCUUCUUCCAGCGUGCACCAAAGCCCAAAUCGUCCGAUCCGGUCAUAUCGAACGGGAACGGAUCCGCCCGCGUUCCCGCCGACACAGACAGAUCCUCUGCACAAGACAUACCUCCCCUCUCCCCUCCAUAUGCCGGACCUUCCAGACGUCCCUCCAUCUCCCCUCCUCCCGCCGACGCCGACGCCGAUACUUGGGAGACCGCGCCCGACUCGGACCCUGUUGAGCGGCUUCCCACCCCUCCUCCGGACCCAGAGAUGGAGCUUCUUGCUGCUGCUCCGGUCCAGACCGCUCCUUCUUCCACUCGACGGCGGACCAUCAAGCGUAUCACCGCCAAUUCGGAUGACGACGACGGGGAGGGCAGCGCGAUGGAUCGCGAGAUCGUUAUCACCUCUACGCGUGCAGCUAUCCACCCACGGCGGCGGCGAGGCAGUCUGGAUUCAGUCGGGUCCUACCAUAGCCGGGACUCGGCGGCUGCGGGGGACUCGGGAGACGAUCUCGACCCUGACGCAAUGGAGGCAGAGGACGACCCGGACGACCACGCCGAAGCAGAAGCAGACGCAACCUCUUCCCUCCCUCCACACCUCCUCUCCCUCCUCUCCCUUCGAUCACCUACCAAACCCCUCGCCCAGCGCACCAAAGCGGACCUCGUCUACAAGUCCCUCUUUGAUCCCGAGGCGGCUCGGCGUCUGAAGGCGGCAAAACGGGGUCAGGAUGUGAGGGUGGGAGGGGUGGAUAUGGUCCAUGAAGAAGCGGAAGGAGAGGGGGCGGAGGAGGAAGAGCUGUUGAGGAUGUAUGCGGGAGAAGAGGGGGAUGAGGGUGCUGGAGGUGAUGCAGCUUAUGCGGACGAUGAUUGGGAAGAAGAGGAGGAGGGGUGGAAGCGGCCUGGAGAGGAUAUGGAUGAGGCGUGGUGA
This is a messenger RNA of Dioszegia hungarica, 2109 nucleotides long. RefSeq lists its product as uncharacterized. Lineage: Eukaryota; Fungi; Basidiomycota; Tremellomycetes; Tremellales; Bulleribasidiaceae. The transcript is spliced from 2 exons. Gene Ontology annotation, biological process: DNA replication initiation; double-strand break repair via break-induced replication; mitotic DNA replication preinitiation complex assembly. Gene Ontology annotation, molecular function: DNA replication origin binding; single-stranded DNA binding. The coding region runs from base 1 to 2109 and encodes 702 amino acids. Gene Ontology annotation, cellular component: DNA replication preinitiation complex. The record is from RefSeq and is a predicted model, not a curated record.